AUGGUCACCAUCCAUCUCGCUGUCACCGUGCCGGUCAAUGCCCCGGGAGCAUCACUUGUGCUAUCCCAGGUGCAGGUCUUUGCUGGAUUUCAACGCAAGAUCCGCCAGCCCCAGGAGUUUGCGCCGGCCAUAGCCAAAGCUGAGGUGCUGAGCGACGUUGGCGGCGUGGUGAAACGCCGCGUGACCUUUAAAGCCCCAUCAGCACCUGACACCGGCGGCCAUCCGGCUGAAGUUCUUGAGACGUGCACAGAGCUGGCGCCCAGCCGAGUGGACUAUGAGCUGGAUAAUGGCAGCACAGUGUUGAACAUUGUCAGCACUGGUACUAGUGGCAAGCCGGAAGAUUUGUACGUGACGUAUGUGUUUGCUUGGAAGCACGCCGACCUCGAGGCUGGCAGCAUGGCUGCACGGGAGGUACAGACUAGCCAUGAGAAGAUCGCCAAAGUCGUUGUUGAGUCCAGCAUCGCUACUACGCGUCGGCUGGUGAGCGAGGGAAAAAUCUAG
This is a messenger RNA of Grosmannia clavigera kw1407, 501 nucleotides long. Its product is annotated as duf1857 domain containing protein. The record is from RefSeq and is a predicted model, not a curated record. Lineage: Eukaryota; Fungi; Ascomycota; Sordariomycetes; Ophiostomatales; Ophiostomataceae. The transcript has 2 exons. The coding region runs from base 1 to 501 and encodes 166 amino acids.